AUGCCAUUUGGAUUGACUAAUGCUCCAGCAGCCUUCAUGGGACUGAUGAAUAGGGUAUUCCAUGAUAUGUUGGAUCAGUAUGUCAUAGUGUUCAUAGAUGCUAUUCUGAUUUACUCCAAAAGUAAAGAAGAUCAUGCAAAUCACUUGAGGUCUGUGUUGCAAAGGUUGAGGGAGAAGCAGUUGGAUGCUAAAUUUAGCAAGUGUGAAUUCUGGUCAUCACAAGUGAAUUUCUUGGGACAUAUUGUAUCUGCAAGAGGCAUAGAGGUGGAUCCUGGAAAGGUUAAAGCAGUGCUAGAUUGGGAGUCUCCAAAGAAUGUCAGUGAGAUUCGAAGUUUUCUAGGUUUGGCAGGUUACUAUAGAAGAUUUAUUGAAAAUUGUGCUUGGAUUUCUGCACCUAUGACUCAGUUGACUAGAAAAGGAGUCAAGUUUGAAUGGACAGAAGAAAGUGAGAAUAGUUUCCAAGAGUUGAAGAAUCGACUGGUAACAGCUCCAGUCCUUACUAUUCCAGAUGGUACCUUAGGUAUGGUAGUAUACAGUGAUGCUUCCAAACAAGGGAAAGCUAAUGUAGUAGCUGAUGCAUUGAACCGAAAGCAUAAGACUACUACACUUGCUGCUCUCACUACCAAUCAGAUGUUGAUAGAAGAAGCAAGAAAGUUUGAUUUGGAAAUGGUGAAGGCAGUGAGACAGAGACCCCAUGGACUGUUACAGCCUCUUCCAGUGCCAGAAUGGAAGUGGUAA
This is a messenger RNA of Macadamia integrifolia, 738 nucleotides long. RefSeq lists its product as uncharacterized. The transcript is spliced from 3 exons. The coding region runs from base 1 to 738 and encodes 245 amino acids. The record is from RefSeq and is a predicted model, not a curated record. Lineage: Eukaryota; Viridiplantae; Streptophyta; Magnoliopsida; Proteales; Proteaceae.